AUGCCGAGUCUCCAAAAGGAGUGCGACAAGGCAGCACAUAUUCUCAAGGGCUUCAUUGAGAAAGGUAGAAUACCGGUUGAAGUCAUCGCGAACGCAAAGGGUCUAGCCAUAUUCUCGGGCUUCCGGGCCGCAAUGUACCUAGCUGGCGCCGGCGGCUCUGGUGUCGUCGUUGCACGUCUCGCCGACGGAUCCUGGUCUCCUCCAUCUGCCUUCUCAGUCACAUCGGGCGGUUUUGGCGUCGCAUACGGUCUUGAUGUGUACGACUGCGUGUGCGUGCUCAAUAUACAAGAAGCGAUCGAUGCUUACACGACGGGCGAGACGACGCUCGGAGCUGGCGGUACCAUGGCUGCUGGGCCUAUCGGAGGCAGGCCCCACAUCAACACCAAAGAAGUUAAGCCGGUCUGGACAUACACGAAAUCACGGGGCAUCUAUGGCGGCUUAACAGUGGACGGCACCAUUAUCAAGGAGCGAUCAGGUGUCAAUGCAGAAGCUUAUGGGCUGAAUAUCACAGCUGCGCAGAUUUUGAGAGGCGAGACGAAGUGGCCAUCAACCACACAGCUUCCUGAGGUUCUGAAGAUGGGUGAAGGGAAGAGUACGGAUGCGAAUGUUCUCGGUGCGGUCAGCACUGAACCGACGCCUGGCGAUUUGAAGGAGUGA
Messenger RNA from Cladophialophora yegresii CBS 114405, 657 nucleotides. RefSeq lists its product as uncharacterized. The record is from RefSeq and is a predicted model, not a curated record. The transcript has 2 exons. The coding region runs from base 1 to 657 and encodes 218 amino acids. Gene Ontology annotation, molecular function: phosphatidylinositol binding. Lineage: Eukaryota; Fungi; Ascomycota; Eurotiomycetes; Chaetothyriales; Herpotrichiellaceae.